AGGAUUGAGAAGGUGAUGCUGGCCUGCGGAAAAUGGAAACGGAACUGCUCUGUUCCGGAGUCCGGCCUGCCGUCCAGACGUGUCCCAGCGCCAAGGUGCUGGCUUCCUGCCACGACCGCAAACAUCAGGAAGGCUCAAGGUGGCACCAAACCAGGUGGGACACCUUCCAAACCAGGGGAGAAGAGAGGAUCCGAAGCUAUCGAGAUGCCGAUCGGUCGGCAGACCUGGGGGAGGGGCUCUGUCACUGUGUCUGUCCUGUCGCCGCCGCCGCUGCUGCUGCUGCUGCUGCUGCUGUUGUUGUCGUGGCCCUCUGGGACAGCCGCUUCCACAGGGAAAAAAGCCGGAAGCCUCAAUGCCAGCCAAGCGUCCCAGGCCCUGUCGAGUGGAGCAGCCGGCGCUGCCAGUCAGGCACAUUCAUCCUCUGCCGCUCCAACCAGAAACCCCACCAUGAAUCCCACAGAAGCCAAGGCUUCUCCGAGCCGUAAAAAAACCGGCGGAUCACAGGCCCACGGCAAGAAGAGAAACAAAACUCAGGGUGCAAAAAUUGAGCCAGAGAAAACACCCCAGUCAUCCAAAGUCGUAAAAACAGAACCAGAGAAAACACCACAGUCAUCCAAAGCUGCAAAAACAGAACCGGAGGAAAAAACACCACCGCCAUCCAAGGAUCUGCAGCUCACUGAUUCUCAUGCAAAACAGACAUCAAAAGAAAAACCAAAGGAGCACACAGAGCAAAAAAGCCCCCACAAAGAGCCAUCGGACAGUGGGAGUAAGACCACUCCCACUGGAAAAGCAGUCGUCAAAGCAACUGAACAAUUGACUCCAGAGAAACAGACUGAAGAACCAAAGUCGAAAUCUGGAAGCAAAUCUGCCGUUGCUGCUGCCGGUGCUGCUGCCGGUGCUGCCGCCGGUGCUGCUGCCACUGGUUCGGUGGUGGCGGCCACGGGCAGUCCGAGCGAGGAGAAGAAAGCAAAGAAAGCAGUGACUCCGUCGGCCCCAGUCGAAGCCGGAUCGGCUAAACCGGCCGGAAAGACUGAAGUGGAUUCUGCCUUAGAUGAUCUAGUCGCCACCUUGGGAGAACCUGAAGAAAAUGUUCCAGAGAGUCCGAAAUACACCGGGCCUGAAGUGUCGGAAACGUUCACUUCCGAAUACAUAGAAGAACUCGGAAAGAGGGAGGGCACUAUUCCACCAAAAUAUAAGAAGCUGUUGGAAAGUACGGAGGGUUCCCCGCCGCCACCUCCCCAAGAAGAGCCUGUGAAACCCAUUGGAGAGGAUGAGCUCAUUGAUAGCCUGUCUUCGGAUUUCACCUGCCACUCACCCGCCGCUGCCGGGAAGAAGACAGAGAAGGAGAAACCAGAGGGAGGAGAGGUGUUGAAAGCCCAAUCAGUUGGUGCCGUCAGAAGCGCUGCCCCUCCCGACGAGAAGAAACGCAAGGUGGAAGCGGAUGAAAUGAGUGAUGAUUUAUUAAAUGCUCUUUCUGAUACACUUGGAGGUCCAGAACCAGAGCCAGAGACAGACCCAAGUUCCUUCAAAGAAGUCGAUGAGGCAAAAGCCAAAGAAGAGAAACUAAAGAAGUGUGGAGAAAGGGAUGAUACUGUCCCCCCUGAGCACAAGCUGCAACCAGCAACGGAUAAAGAUGGAAAACCGCUGUUGCCAAAGCCUGAAGAAAAACCCCAGCUCGUGAGUGAAUCCGAACUUGUGGAUGAGUUUUCCAAAGAUUUCAAAAGCCCCGACCCAGAAAAAACACAAUCAAAGCCAACUGACAAAACCCAGAAAUCUAAGGGCCCAGCACCUGUUCCCAAGGCACCUGCUGCUGUGGGAGAAACGGUAUCACGCACCUCCAUGUGUUCCGUGCAAGCUUCCGCUCCCCGAUCCGCUGCUCCGGCUGGGGCAUUGCCAGAUGAUGCUGUGGAAGCCUUGGCUGGCAGUUUAGGAAAGAAAGAAGUGGACCCAGAGGAGAAGAAGCCCAUGGUGGACAAAAUCAAGGAGAAGACCAAAGAAGAAGAUCGGGAAAAACUUGGUGAAAAGGAAGAAACAAUCCCACCUGAAUACCGGCUUGAAGAAGUUAAGGAUAAAGACGGAAAACCGCUCCUGCCCAAGGCCACGGACAAACAUCCGGCUAUGAGCGACGACGACCUGCUGGAUGCCCUGUCUGAAGGCUUUUCUUCGGCCCCGGUCACUCAAGCGGCCCCUCUCCCCGUGGCCAAGAAAUCCGCAGCCAAGAAGGCCUCCCCUGUGACAUCAGAAGUGGUCUCCUCUUCUUCGGCUCCUCAGUCCCAUGCCGCCGCCCUGCCCCCACCCACCUCACAGGAUGACCAAGGGCUGGAUGAUGCACUGGACCAACUCUCUGACAGUCUAGGGCAAAGGCAACCUGACCCAGAUGAGGACAAGCCAAUGGAGGACAAAGUCAAGGAAAAAGCUAAAGCGGAACACAGAGACAAGCUAGGUGAGAGAGAUGACACUAUCCCCCCUGAAUACAGGCAUCUCCUGGAUAACGAUGACCAGGGGCGCCCAGUGAAGCCACCACCUCCUGAGGAGCCCAAGAAUCCCUCAGAUGCCCGAGAUCCUAUCGACGCUCUGUCUGGGGACUUCGACGGCUGCGCCGAACCUCCAGAGGCUCCCAAGAAGUCGGCCAAGGACCGAAGUGGAAAGGCUGCAAAACCCAAGAGCCAGGUGAGCUCCCAGGCUGCUGCUGCCCAGGCAAAGGAGCCAUCUUCCCAGAAAAAGUCUGACGGAAAAAAGACCAGUUAAAGUUCAAGCCGUUCGGAGAUCUACAUAUUGUAUAAAUCUCAGCGGGUGGACAGCAACUUUCGAAGAAAAGGCUAUUGCGGCUAGCGAUUAUUCAGGGUGGCUUUCAUUCAGUGGUUUUCAUGUCUUGAAGUACUGAAAAAUAUUUUCUUAUUCUUUUCUGGGAAAGGAGUGGGUUUCGUCCUUGGGCAGUGGCUUAUUGCACUGAACAUUACUGUACUUGGGACUUAAAAAAAAAAGUAAUGGUCUUCAGUUAGGAGAGAAAGGAUGCCUUAUAUUUGUACAAAUUCUAUUUUCCUUGUACUUUCUGCCUGUCUCCAUAGUGCUCUAAUUCCACAUUCCUGGGUUUUUAACAUUUGAAAAAGGACAUUUUUCCUGUUCUGGAAAGCAGUUGGUUGUGGUUACCCAUCUGUCACUUGGGAGAAGGAUGAAUGAAAAUUUGGUGAUGAAGCACCUGGCUCUUUAGGAGUGGCUGAGAAACUGUCAAAACCUAGGCAGUACCAGUACCUAUCUGCAGAUCCACAGCCAAGAGGUCACCUUUCCCAAUAUGUUAUCUUUGCCAAGCAUUGAGGUUUCCUGGACACUUGCACUAAUGUGAAAUCCAAAGACCCUGCCUUAAUCACCUGUACCGCCUUACCCAGAGGCUGAAUGAGGAAUAAAACAGCAAGAGUAAAAUCCCACCCUGAAUCAAGGACAGAACCCAAGCACGAAGCAAUUCAAGUUUUCACGCAUUGAACUGUUGCUGCUUCUCUUCCUAACCAGUUAUGCAAGGCCCCGAGGAAAAACCGAAACGCCUGUGUCAAACUUGAAAAUAGUGUCAAAGCAAUAAUUUGUUCCAAAUUAUUAAACAUUAGUCUUUGCACUGAAAGCUUUGGGACUGGUGAAAACUGAAUUUACCGAACAAAUGAGAGAACAUAAAAUUUCUUCUCUGUAUUAAAGCGAUAGAGUUGCGGAUUCCAUCUUCCCGAUCAAAUAAGUGCUACUCUCCAGUGUGCUACAAGUGUGAAUAGUUGGUAAAAUCCUUUGUGAGGCCAAUGUGUGUUCUGGACAAUCUUUGUAGGAUUAGUAGAAUGUGGAUAAACGUUCGGCGUCGUAACACUUUGCUUCCUUGUGGUUGGCUGACAGGGGAAGAGAUGCUGAGCUGCCGGGUAAGUUUUAUGUGCGACCUGGGGCUCUUGCUGCAGAUUUGGACUUUGUACUGAUUUCAUUGCACAGGGGGGCCUGGAGGGACAGUACCCAGAGUGCACCUGAGCACUCACUCUCCUUCAUUUUCACUUCAGGUGCUUCUUGCAGCCCCAGAAUAGGGGCCUAAUCGAAGCUGGCUUCCCCGCCGUCUUUGGACAGAAGCACCCACGUGGCUCACCUUAAGGCUGCAGCUUGGAGCAUUGUCUGGGUGACUUCCUUGCUUCUGCUAGGCUAGCAGUGGCCAUUGUCCCACUGGUUCUUGGCUCUGACUGCCUAGUCCUAGUGUCCGAGAGCAGAGCUCUUAGUAGCCCUGGACAUCUGCUCGCCAAAAAAGCCCGAUGCAGGCUGACUUGGUGGGAGAGUGUCUAUUUGAUGUGGGAAAUGAGCCCAAAGACAAAAGGCCCACCCUCUGCCCUUUCUGCCCUGGGCAGCUGGGGCAGUGUAAUAAGUGUGGUAUUUAAAUGUUAAGCACUGGGGCAGAUAUUGGCCGCACCCUCACGGGGCUCCUGAUCUAAGGGGGACAUUUUACAGAUGAGGAAACAGAGACACAGAGGACUAAGUGACUAGCCCAUCCAUGGUUGCACAACAGGAUUAAAACCCAGGCCUCCCAGCUCUGAGUUCUUUCCCUUAGGGCACUGGCAUUUUUUUCCUCACUUGCAGAAGAGAGAAUCUAUGCAGCAAAUCAGCAUUAGCCAAAGAUGGAGCAAUCAACACUAAACCUGAAUAUGGAAUUCAGGGCCCUCUCCCCUCCCCUCCCUGCUCAAGCCUCUCUCCGGAUAUCUCCUGCUGAUUAGCAGAGAGUGCGGAGGUGCUGAGGAUCUAUCCAGGUGGCAGUAAGUUGUUGCCACCAACACCCACCUUGAGAAAACAGGAACAGAGAAACCGAAUCAGCUUUCUGCAACCGAAUGGCUAAAGGAGGUACGCUGUGGCCACGAUCUGUUCACCAAACUGAUUCCUGCUGCUAGCUACCAGUUCCCCAGAUGAAAAGGCACUGCCAUCUUCCUAUCCCUUUAAACUAUUAGAAAGUAUAAUAGAAUAUUACAUUGAAAGCCAGAAAAAAUGCCAUUAAAAACCAUUUCAACAGUU
Ornithorhynchus anatinus (platypus) is the source of this 5016-nucleotide messenger RNA. RefSeq names its product calpastatin (gene CAST). The transcript has 35 exons. Gene Ontology annotation, cellular component: cytoplasm. The record is from RefSeq and is a predicted model, not a curated record. Gene Ontology annotation, molecular function: calcium-dependent cysteine-type endopeptidase inhibitor activity. NCBI's taxonomy places the organism in Eukaryota, Metazoa, Chordata, Mammalia, Monotremata, Ornithorhynchidae. Bases 16 to 2748 code for a protein of 910 amino acids.